AUGAAAGUUCAGAAGACCAUUGAACUUAUCAAGCGGUCCUAUGGCCAGCCAAUAUUGUUCCAUAGGCUUCAUUGCCACUUAGCCUAUAUUCUUGGGAAGAGUAACCCACUUCAUGAGGUGCUUGACGACUGGUCUAGAAUGCUAAUCUUCAGUGCAACCCGGAACAGAGGCCAGAACCAAGGCCUUGAAGGAAAGAUUCUGUCGUUUCUGAAGGAAAUAAGGCCUCCGAUGAAUGACAAGGAGACUAGGCUGAAACUGUGGAUAGUCUUGUACUAUAUGAGGAGUAGAUCCCCUAGCCAAGCAAAUCAUCUGGUGAUUUUUGAGCUUGUCUCUAACUUUAUGGGAGACUCGGCCUUUGUGGACGGGCUGAUUCUCUCGAUACUUUGCGGAGUCAUCACCUGUAGUAAUUUUGGGCUAGAGAGAAAUAAGAAGCUGAGAAAUGAUACAAUUGUUUAUUUGCUUGAGGUAAUAAAGGGAAAGUCUCUAGAUGGACUGAACAGAGCUAUAGCUCUUCCAUGCUACAUAGAUCAUGGCAUCGAGCCUCCAAGUCUUCGGGACCUGAGUAUUGGAAAUGAUGUGCAGACCCUUAUAGUUUUGGAAAAUGUGUGUUUUUAUGCAAAGUAUAGUAAAUCCGUUGAGUUUGUGAAAAGGAUAGUUCCUGACAAGGUGUCUUUUGUUGAUUGCUUGAAGAGGUUUAUCUCCAGGUCCUUCUGUGUGGAUAAAAGAGAAGAUUCUGAGUGUACAAUUGCAGACGGUGUUAUUGAAAGCUUUUCGAUACUAGAUGACAUUAGGAAGGCAUAUAAAGAGGCCCGGGAUAAGAAAAAGUUUGUAUCAAAGAUAAUAGAAUUUACGAUGGAGUUAGAUAAAUAG
Molecule: messenger RNA, 870 nt
Organism: Encephalitozoon romaleae SJ-2008
Lineage: Eukaryota; Fungi; Microsporidia; Unikaryonidae
Exons: 1
Coding region: 1-870 (289 amino acids)
Source: RefSeq, a predicted model, not a curated record